Pseudomyrmex gracilis is the source of this 726-nucleotide messenger RNA. Its product is annotated as calmodulin-like protein 4. Gene Ontology annotation, cellular component: myosin II complex. The transcript is spliced from 5 exons. Bases 137 to 586 code for a protein of 149 amino acids. Lineage: Eukaryota; Metazoa; Arthropoda; Insecta; Hymenoptera; Formicidae. Gene Ontology annotation, molecular function: calcium ion binding. The record is from RefSeq and is a predicted model, not a curated record.
CGCUCUUUUCCAGCAAAGGGAAACGUGGAUAGAACAGGUGAGGUUACGUUUCGAGAUCAAACACCUGCUACAGCAGAAAACAGAAUCUGACUUAUAGAAAAACAACAGUGAUCUCCGUUUCUCCAAACGAUCAUACAUGGCGCGUUACUUCAGAGAAGAAGACAUAGAUGAAUUCCGAGAGUGUUUCUACCUGUUUGCUCGAAGUGGCCAGAUUCGCACCCUUGACGAGCUCACUAUAAUCAUGAGAUCUUUAGGAUUGAGUCCGACCAUCGCAGAAUUAAACAAGUACAUGAAGGACAAAGGUGGGAAAAUGUCUUUCGCUGAUUUCCUGGAAGUAAUGCAUCUUCAAACUCGUGCGGAGGACUUACCGCAGGAAGUGAUUAAGGCCUUUCAAGCCGCGGACACUUCUCACUCCGGUACUAUUCCAGCACGACAAUUGGCGCACAUGUUGCUUUACUGGGGAGAACAACUGAGCAGCAAAGAAGUGGAGCAAAUCUUUCGCGAAGCCAACGUGUCUUUGAAUGGACACAUCAAGUACGAAGACUUUGUGAAAAUAGCCUGCGCACCAGUACCUGAUUAUUACUAAGCAUUUUUAUGCAACUUUUUUAUGCACAUCUGAACAUAUAUAUUCUAUAUAUUAUAUAUUUUAUAGAUUUAUAUUCUGCUUCUUAAAACAUGAAAGGUAUGAGAGGGAAGAAUGGUGUAAUAAAUUAGGAUACACGCUUU